CGUCAACAUUUUGUUGACGUGGCGUGAGCGGUAGCUGUUGAACGGUAGCUAGCAACCAAGAAAAAAGCAAGACUGAGGCCGAAGAUAAUCUCGUGGAAAUAUGGAUAUAAUCCCGUUCAAUUGACUGGUCGUGGCUUGCAUUUUCAGUACAGUGAAGGGGAAAAUGUCCAGUAUAAGCCCGCACUAUGGUUUCCAGUCAGCCAGCAUGGUGCAGCCUGCUAAUGGCGGUCAUGCCUAUCUGUUUGGAAACAACGGCUCAGAGAAUGACCUGUCGGAGGAGGACGGGGAGAGCAACGAGCUGCGGCCACGCGGCAGAGAGAGGCUGCGGAGAAGCACCUCCAGAGAGAAGAUGGACGAUAUUAUCUACCUGACCAGAGAUAUCCAGGAGGGGGACACCCUGAUCAGCGUUUCCCUGCAGUACCAUUGCUCGGUGGCUGAUAUUAAGCGUGCCAACAAUCUCUUGACAGAGCAGGACUUCUUUGCCCUGCGGUCAGUCAAGAUUCCCGUGAGGCGCUUCAGUGUCCUUACUGAGACUCACAGCACCGGACCUCUUAAAUCUGCUUCCCCUUCAGGUGCCAGGCGCCACCCCCAGAUCUCACCCGUGACCUCCCUUCCCUACGAGUCCUCCACAGACUCUUCCUCGUCCACCGACAACGUGGAAGGAUUUCUCAUGGAGAAGGACAAGGACAUUGAGCGGCUGGUGAAAUCCACAGGUCCGUCUCGGAGCAGUCUGAACGAGGUUGUGUCCUCCUUAACGCUACAGCAGCCGCUGCUAGGAGAGUACAAACCCGUCCAGAAGAAGGACCCGUAUUAUGGGGCCGACUGGGGCAUGAGAUGGUGGACGGCUGUGGCCAUUAUGCUGGUUGUUGGCAUCGUCACGCCUGUUUUUUAUCUGCUGUACUAUGAGGUUCUCGUUAAAGCAGACGUCAGCCAUCAUGGUAAUCCUACACAACCUCAUGACAACAGGCCUCAUGGACCCCUCCAAGGCAAUCAUUUACACCACUCUUUUGAAGACAAUAAGGCAAGUGAUGGACCCAGACACAACGAUGGUAACGUGGUUGAUGGAGAUCCACAGGGACAUAUGAACAAAGCAGCUGACGGUCAACACAAAGGGCAUGAGAAAACAUAAAAGGGAUGAGAACCUUUCAAAUGUGCUGGUAACUCAGAGACCUAAAACCAUUGUGGAUGUUAAUUUUGUUUUUUAUAGACCUACUACGACGCGAUCCAUCUGACAAGUCACUUUGUAGCGGGGGAAUUCAUUUUGAUAUGGUUGAGAAAUGAGGAAUAAAUAAAUGUCGUUCCUUGUCUGUCCAUUUAAGUUUUCAUCUAGGAGUAACAAUGAGCUAAAAAUGAUAUGCUUUGCUCAACGCCGAUGUAUCCAUCUAUUGGAAAAUGUUAACUAAACUGGCAACAUUGAUGUUAUCAUAUGCUGCCACAUUCUCAGCAAGUUGCACACAAACUAUAUCCAGGGAUUUGAAAAAGACUUACUGCAACACUAACCUACUGGAUUUGGCUUUAUUGAAGCUCACUCAACAGCUAACAAGGCAAAAUCUUAUUUUCAUGGGGGGAGUAGGAUUGCUGUCAUGUAGUCUAAUCUAGUAUUACAUUUAUUUCAACAUUCAUUAAGAUAUGUAUGCUAUCAGUAUUGAAAGGUACUAGUUGAAUUGUGUUUUAUAAAAAGGUUGCUUGAAUGUUUCUUGCCCUUUGGCUUUCCUAAAGACACCGUCUUUUCUACUUUAUUUCAAAGCACGGUGAGGGAAAUGGGAAAAGCACAAUACUCCCACAACUACUCAUUUUUGGUAAUGAUGUGAGAUACUUUGUCAUAUACUCCUUUUAUUUUAAUGUUUUGUCAACGUUGAACAACGGAAGAAAGCAUGUGUUAACUGUAUGUGCCUUUCAGCCUGUGGAAUUGUGACACAGGCUGUAAAAUAAAUACAUCUAUUUUGAAUAAAUUAUUGCCAGUG
Gasterosteus aculeatus aculeatus (three-spined stickleback) is the source of this 1964-nucleotide messenger RNA. It is a transcript of the gene lysmd3, whose product is annotated as LysM, putative peptidoglycan-binding, domain containing 3. NCBI's taxonomy places the organism in Eukaryota, Metazoa, Chordata, Actinopteri, Perciformes, Gasterosteidae. Gene Ontology annotation, biological process: Golgi organization. Gene Ontology annotation, cellular component: Golgi apparatus. The record is from RefSeq and is a predicted model, not a curated record.